Octopus bimaculoides (California two-spot octopus) is the source of this 7105-nucleotide messenger RNA. Its product is annotated as arrestin domain-containing protein 17. Lineage: Eukaryota; Metazoa; Mollusca; Cephalopoda; Octopoda; Octopodidae. Gene Ontology annotation, cellular component: cytoplasm. The record is from RefSeq and is a predicted model, not a curated record. Gene Ontology annotation, biological process: protein transport.
UUUCAGCCUUUCUACUUCACCUCUUCUAAUUGCUCUUCAUUAUUUCAAAUGUCAUACUAAGCUGGCUUAUGUAAUUUUCUUCUGCAAUCAAUCCAAAGCGAACAUACUAGAGAACAACUUUCCACUGGCUCACAUCACUUGCACAUUUAACAAUUGUGUAUGGAAUAGAUCACAUAAACUGAGAACCAAGCAGCAAUAGAUCAAUAGCAGCUGCUACAACAACUACAACAAAAUAUGGGGGCAACUGAAUUGUUUGAGAUAGAAUUAGCUGACAAUCAAGAAUGUCAUUAUUCUGGCACUACAUUAAGUGGCCAGGUUAAAAUUGAUCUGGCUUACCCACUAGAUGUGUCUGGUAUUACAUUAGCAUUUAAAGGCUAUGGCAAAGCUAAAUGGACAUCUUCCGAUUCUAACAAUGAUGAUAUCGUGUAUGCAUCUUCCAGUACUUAUAUCGAUGAGAAAAUUCCUUUAUAUGGAACUCCUGAUCAACUUGAACUACACCGUAUGGACUCUGGCGAAUACAGGUACCCAUUCACAUUUAAUAUCCCCCCAAUGGUACCAUCAUCCUGUUCUGGUGAUCGGGGUAAAGUAAAAUACAAGUUGAUUGCUGUUAUACAACGUUUCUGGAAGUCCUACAUAGAAAAUGAAAAAGUUAUCAAGAUUUUCAGGCCUCUUGAUCUGAACGCUGAACCAGGUCCCUCACUUGAAAUUAAAGUCCAAGAUAUCAUGGAUGCCAGCUGCUGUUGUCUGUCUGAUGGAAACAUUUUUGCUAAGUUGUGUGUCAAGAAGAAUCGCUUUGCCGUUGGUGAAGUCAUUGACUUUGAUAUUGAAUUAAUGAACCGGAGUAAUCGUAAUAUCAGUUCAGGUACACUACGUUUACAACAGAUCGUAGUAUUUUCUGCUAGAAGAACUGAUGGUGUAGAUCCUGAUUCAUAUGAUUUUACCAAAGUGAAAAAAGAGAAGAAUUAUAUUGACAUCUACAAGACAGGCAAAGUACAACCAUAUGAACAGUAUAAAGCUACAGAAAAAGUUCGAAUCCCUCCAGUUGCUACGUCUCAUCUUGAGGGCUGUGAAUUCAUCAAUGUCAUCUACCGAGUUCAGUUUCUACCAGAACAUGUAGGUUGUUGCUCUGAGCCUUUGGAACAUGAUAUUAUCAUUGGAACAAUACCUUACACAGGUGUCUCUGUACCACAAUCAGAAGUCAAUGCUGCACAGGAUGCUUUACAAAAUGCUGCAACAAAUUUACCACCACCACCACUAUCUCAGUCAGUUGUCAGAAUCCAACCUGGUCGUAUGCCUCCACCUCCACCAGGUUUCAUUAUAGAUUUUCUCUCCGAGGACCCUCCGUCCUACACAGAAUGUCUCUUGCAAGAUCUGGCUGCAGCACGAGCCUCAUCUUCACAGAACAUACAAAAGGAGAAAGUGGAAUUAGGUACUGUACCUAUGGAGAAGCCACCAAUCCCUUCUUACACACCCAGUUUCCCUACUGAUGAUGAACUGACUGAAUUGAUGAAUCAUUCAAGCCGUACUACCACCAUCACCACCACCAAUACCACCAAUAUAAACAUUAACAAUAAUUCAACCACAGCCAACAGUGAUUUUGAUAAUAUUUAAUAACAAGCACUAAAUUCAUACACUCCACUGUAUUUCUGAUCAGAGAGAGAGAGAGAGAGAGAGAGAGAGAGAGAGAGAGAGAGAGAGUGUGUAAAAGUGAGCUUUUGAUAACCUUGUUGCCACUACUAAUACAAGUGUUAAUGACAGUUCAAGAAAUUUUGACAGCAUUUUCACUUAUAUGGGCUAAUAAUAAUAACUAAUGCUAAAUUCAUUAAUUUCCAUCCUAUCUUUGAUCUGAGCAAGAGAGCGAAAGGUAACCCACGAUAACUUUGUUAACUCCACUAGUAUAACCAUUAACAACAAUUUAACCACUGUUCACAGUGGUUUCAAUAAUAUGGGUUAAUAAUACUAACUAACACUAAGUUCAUUAGCUCCCAUCUUACCUCUGAUCUGAGAGAGAGAGAGAGAGCAAAAAAAGAACCAACGAUAACUUUGUUACCAUCACUAGUAUAAAUAUUAAUGACAAUUUAACCAAUGCUGACAGUUAUUUCAAUAAUAUGCAUUAAUAAUAAUAAUAUCUAAUGUUAAAUUCAUUAAUUCACUCUGUAUCUCUGAUCAGAGAGAGAGUGAAAGAGAGCCCCUAAUAACUUAGUUACCACUACUUACAAAUAUAACUGACUCUUCAACGCUGUGCAGUUAGUGUUUUCAUUAAUAUGGAUUAAUUAUAACUAGUGCUAAAUUGAUUAACCCCUAUCUUAGCUUUGAUCAGAGAGAGAGAGAGAGAGAGUGAAAGAGAGCCCUCAAAUAGCUUUGUUACCACUAUUAAUACAGAUAUUAAUGACAAUUGAAUAAAUUUUGACAGAGUUUUCAUUAAUAUGGAUUGAUAAUAAUAAUAAUAAUAACUAGCACUAAAUUAUUCAAUCCCACUGUAUCUCAGAUCAGAGAGAAAGAGAGAGAGAAAGAAAGAAAAAAAAAAGUGUAUGUGCAAAGGAGUGUCCUCAAUAAUUUUGGCCAUGGCCUUUCCACUUUAAAUGUUGCUACAUCCAAACUAAAACAUUGAAGACAAAAGAAAACUGGUUCAAAUUUGCAUAACCUUCAUAGAGGAAUAGCUGUUUAAUUUGCUACCAAACUGUGUAAUUGAGAAGAUGAAACUGUGAAUUGUAAUGCUGAAACCAAUCAACAUUCAAUGAUGGAAAAUUAUGAUUAUGUUGAUAAUUCUUCAAAAGAUUCCCUCCGUUUCUCAGAAAAUAUCUGUCCACAAAACUAUUUCUUCUUUCUCAAAAACGUCACCUUCUUUACCACUUCAUGAUUCUGUUUCUGUUUUCAAGUGUCUACGUCUUCUGUCUAUAUCAGUCUACAUAUAUUAUGAUAUCAGUUUGGACUCCCACUCUGCUACACAGCUUUAAUAUUGAUGUUUCAUUGGUUACAUAUAAAGGUCUGUGAAUCAGUGCUUAACGAUGAUGUAAAGAAACAAACUAAGAAGUAUAACAUUUCAGUUUCUUCCUGUUUCUCAGGGUAUUGUGGGUACUUUUAUGCAUGCAUACACACAAACACACACUGUAUUUGCAGGUCUAUAAGACACACUCUUUCAUAAGACAAACCCAUACUUUUUUGUGGAGAAAAAGUAUAUUUUGUGUAUAAACGAAUUUAAUAUGCUUCAUCAUACACUCAUCCACUCACUAUCCCACCCAUAAUACAAUUGCAUUAGAUGCAUACCAAUUUUUUUGUUACAUUUCAGAAUAAAAAUGCUCGUUUGAUACACUGGCGUAUUCGGUAGAUACACAUACAUAUAUAUGUGAAUGCACACACACACAUGUAUGUAUACGCAUAUAAUACUUAUAUAGAAUUUAUCUCCUUGAUUAACAAACCAAAGGGUGGUGCCAUGUGAAAAGCACCCACCAUACUCUGUAAGGUGGCUGGUGUUAGGAAGGGUAUCCAGCCAUGAAAACCAAGCCAAAUAACACUGGAACCUGGUGCAGCUUUCCUGCUUGCCAGCUCUGGUAAAACUGUCCAACCCAUGCCAACAUGGAAAAUGGAUGUUAAAAGAUGAUGCUGAUAAAGAUGAUGAAUACAUUACGUAACUUUACAUCUCAUGAUGUACAGAACACUCAAUUGAUUUCUGUCUUCUUCAUUUUUUAACUAAGAGUACCUGGAAGAUAUAUAAUAUUUAAUGCUACCCUUAUAUUUCUGGAAAUCAUGACCAAGCAAAAAUUAUAGUAAAGUGAAAGGUAAAUUACAUGGUCAGAACCAAAUAACACUGUAACAUGAUUUUUGUCUUUCAGUAGUAACUGUUAUCUCCUCUUUGCUUACUCCUAGAAAGUAUGAAAAAUGGCUAAUAUUUCCUUCAAACUUUGCUUUUGUUACAUUUAUUCAAACCUCAAAGUAUGCCUCUCAACACAUAGCUAUAAUGCUCCCCCACUACUCCUGCUCAUGAUCAGAGAUGCAUGUAUUGCCAGCCACUAAGAGGCAUGCUCAAGUGGUUAAGGCCAAACCACUGACAAGUAAAUAUUUGCUAUAAUGAUAUUUCUGUUUCAGCAACUCAGCACUGAAUCUAUCAGAAAUGUAAUGGAAAAUGGGUCAGUUUCAAAACAAUGAUGUCCAGGUCUCAGAAACAAAAUUUAAAGGGAAUAGUAGUCAUUUCCUUUGAUUUCUAGAUAGAAGCAAAUAGGAAAUAACACUCACUGACCAAAAACAAAACAAAAAAAAUUAUUAUUCAAUGUAAUCUACACUACAAAAUUAAUAAUAGUAAAAUAAAAAACAAAAAUAAAUAAUAGCAAUAAUAAACAAGUGGACUAUUGAAAUAAAUAAAUCAACUUGAUCUAAUUUGGACUAUGAAUAUAAUAAAAACCCAUUAAUGAUAAAUUCUAGAUUUUGUAGGUUUUAAGCCUAUUGAAAUAAUCAAAGAAGUUAAAGCAUAUGUAAUAUUGUAAUUUGACUGAGUCACCUGCAUGGAACCCUCAGCCCUUGAGUCACUCUGUGAUUAAUUUUGUUAAGAUUGAUCCUGAUCCUCAUGGAAUAGUUAACGAAAAACUGAGACGAUUGGCAGUUUGCUGUGCUCAAGAAGACCAGUCUAUUACAACAAAAAAUGAUGUCCUAAAAGCUUUCUGUUCAAGCUUGUAAUCCACUCUGCUGCAUCCAGCAUCCCCACAUUUCAUUUCACUAACACCUAGCUCUCUAUCACUCCUCUUUCUAUGGCACUACUCGGCAACUGUAAUCUUCAGGGCAGAAUUGGCACAUAUUUACUCUCUCCUCAUUUCUUUGCACUAUGUUGCCUUCUCCACCUCCCAUUGGAACCUUCUAUCCCUUAUUAUCCUCUCUUCCCUUCUCACUCUAAUUUCAUUGAUCACUUCCUUUCUGUGCCUUCAAUUAUUUCUCUCCUCUGCCAUAUUCCAUUUUAACACCCUUCUCAUAUCAACCAUCACACCCACACACUAUAACAACCCUACAUCUUCCUCCCCAUCACUCUUACAUCUUCUGAGCUAUCCUCCUCCUCUCUUAGCCACUUAUAUUUCUCACCUUAUUCAUCCCCAUACUAUUUCCCAUCAACUGCACUUCCCCACUUGUUCAUCAUUCACUACCUUAACCUCCCCCCUCUAACCAUCUGUUAUCUCCUCUCACACUUUUGAAACUACUCGCGCUUUCAUCCAUUGUCCAUAUCCUCUUUCCUGCUCACCUACUUGUACCAUGAGAGUUUGCUCCAUCAUCCCCUCGCUACAAUCUUUGUCUUCUCAGCGACUCCCACCCACCCUUAUAUAAUAUUGGAUAGCCAGGUCUCCUUUAUAGCAAGACACCUGUGCUUGCUCUUCUAUCAUACUUUAGUCUUUCAAAGCCUGGCAUAAAGCCACUUACCUGUCAAAUACUCAUAGGAUUUUUUCCUUCCUUUAUCCACUAUUCUUUUUAUGUCUUGCAACUUCACUAGUGCUGGUAGCAUUAAAGAAAAGCACUCAAUACAUACUGUAAAGUGGUUAGCAUAAAGAAGGGCUUCCAGCCAUAGAAACCAUACCAAAGCUGACACAAGAGCUAAGUGUAGCUUUGCAGCUUACCAGAUCUUGUCAAACCAUUCAACCCAUGCCAGCAUGAUACAAGAACAUUAAAUGAUGAUAAUACAUUUGUGAAUCAUUGUUUUAAUGGUCCCCUGUCCAUGCUUGCAUGGAUUGGACAGAGUUUAUAUCCAUAUCUGCAGAUUUUCUAUGACUGGAUACCUUUCUGUAACCAGCCAUCACCUGUUUUCCUGCAAGUUUUUAUUUCCUUAUAGCCAGACAUGUUUUCACAGAAGAUUGGAAAUGAAGUACAUCUAGAGGAGUAGUAACUCUGAAUGACUUGGGUUCUAGUAACGUGUCCAGUCCAUGCCACCAUGGAAAAGUAAGAAAUUAGGUGCAAAAUGAUGAUGAUCAUUAUUAUUCUAUUUGAAGAUCUUUCAAUAUUCCUGGUUAUUUGCAGAUAAUUAUACAAGUUUUAAUGGAUUUAAAUAUGACAAAUUUGUAAAAUUCUACAAUUUUGUACUUUUACCCAAGAGAUUAUUUCAUAUAAGCUUUAACUAAAGGAGAAAAUCAAUUUGCUAUUUUCUUAAAACUAUUUCUAUAUUGCUUCAAUAGCCUUAAAACCAUUUUUAUACAGCUUUUUGUUGUUAGUAAAUAAUAUUUAAUCUAAAAAAAAAAUGGUGCCAUAUAUGAAAGACUUGUUUUAUAUUUGAUUAUUUAUAUGAAAUAUCUCCAUGUAUUCUUCUUUAUGUCAUCAAAUGACACAUCUAGACAGCCAGCACUGUCAGUCAUCAUCACUAUUUGUCUGAAACCAAUACUUUCAGCUUGGUCAUCAAAUCAUUGAUUCAAUACUCAUUUUUUAAAAUUCUAUUUUAGCUUCCCACAAGACUAUUCUUACUAGAGUUCUCUCGUAACAUUUUUCUCUUCCAUUUUACUGGACAUUUCUUACCCUAAGGGUUGUUUUGUUAUUUCUUCUUCCCCUUUUUAAAACAGCUCAUCAGAAGAAAAAAAAAAAAAAACUAUGAUGAAUAUCUAUGGUAGAUGAUUGGUGGGUACAGACAUGUCUUUAAUAUAAUAUUUUUCUUUCAUCUUAUGCUUGAAAUUGCAUAAAUUUCAUGCUUUUAUUUUUUUUCUUCAGAUAUUUCCAUAUGAAUUUUGUAUAUUUUAAAAAAUAUUUACCUCUACCAAAUCAUUGUUGCUGAUUCAUCAUUAUUGUAAUAUAUUUAUUUUUGCUCAUCUUUAAUUUUGUAAUAUUUUCUGAUCUGUUUUACAAGUGCCAUGCAAUAUUGCAUUUCUGUAACUGCAGCAAGUCUUUUCAGUUGCGAUUUCAAAUGUGUAUCAAAUUAUUAUCUCAAGUAAAAUAUUGUUGAAUACUGUUGAAAAUAUGUUGCCCUUAUAUAUAUAUAUAUGUUUACACACGACUUUCUUUCAUUUUCUGUAUAUCAAAUCUAGUCACAAAGCUUUGGUCAGCAAAGAGUUUUGUAUGUGUGUGUGUGCAUGCAUGUAUCUGUGUAUUUCGCCUGUCUUUACUUGUCCACUGACUGUAAACAAAAGCAAUAAACCGUGAAAUUACA